ACCCUGUGAUGAUGUCUGGAAAGGAAUCACCCCAGAGACAGCUGUUCCUAGUUGAGAACUCAGCCUUGGUCGAGACAAACUUGAUUUCCCUGACAGAUGAGCCACCAAGACUUUUCACUUUUGUGGUCACCUGCCUCCUCAGACCCACAGCUGUGGAGGAGACCGUCUGGCAUUGUCUGGCUUCCGCUUGAGAAAGAGGGAGAAAGAAAGAGAAAGCUGAAGGGGGAGGGAAAUAAGGCAGCACGAGGGAUAAUGGAGAAAGGAGGAAAAGGGAAAGGCAAGUCCGAGAGGGAAGUGAUAGGCUGGUUGGGCUCAGGGUCUGACAGGUCCACCGUAUUAGCAUUUCAUCCCCUUGGAAUGGAAACCUCUGGAAACCCUAAAGGGGCAUCUCAUUUCCGAGCGCGAAGUAACGGCACAGCCAACAAGAUGAACGGCGCUUUGGAUCACUCAGACCAGCCAGACCCAGAUGCCAUUAAGAUGUUUGUCGGACAGAUCCCCCGGUCCUGGUCGGAAAAGGAGCUGAAAGAACUUUUUGAGCCUUACGGAGCUGUCUACCAGAUCAACGUCCUCCGGGACCGGAGUCAGAACCCUCCCCAGAGUAAAGGUUGUUGUUUCGUAACAUUUUAUACAAGAAAAGCUGCACUUGAGGCCCAGAAUGCACUGCACAAUAUUAAAACUUUACCUGGGAUGCAUCAUCCCAUUCAGAUGAAACCUGCAGAUAGUGAAAAAUCAAACGCCGUGGAAGACAGAAAAUUGUUCAUAGGAAUGGUUUCCAAGAAAUGUAAUGAGAACGAUAUCCGGGUGAUGUUCUCUCCAUUUGGCCAGAUAGAAGAAUGCCGGAUCCUCCGGGGACCCGACGGGCUGAGUCGAGGCUGUGCGUUUGUCACAUUUUCUACAAGGGCAAUGGCACAGAAUGCAAUCAAAGCCAUGCAUCAGUCUCAGACCAUGGAGGGCUGCUCUUCACCGAUUGUGGUGAAGUUCGCUGAUACUCAGAAGGACAAAGAGCAAAGACGCCUCCAGCAGCAGCUGGCACAGCAGAUGCAGCAGCUCAACACUGCCACCUGGGGGAACCUGACGGGUCUGGGCGGCCUCACCCCGCAGUACCUGGCGCUUCUGCAGCAGGCCACCUCCUCCAGCAACCUGGGUGCAUUCAGUGGCAUUCAGCAAAUGGCUGGCAUGAAUGCUUUACAGUUACAGAACCUGGCAACGCUGGCAGCGGCUGCAGCCGCAGCCCAGACCUCAGCCACUACCACCAAUGCAAAUCCUCUCUCCACCACGAGCAGCGCUCUAGGAGCCCUCACCAGUCCCGUGGCUGCUUCAACCCCCAACUCCACUGCUGGUGCAGCCAUGAAUUCUCUGACCUCUCUCGGGACUCUGCAAGGCUUGGCAGGAGCCACUGUCGGACUGAAUAACAUUAAUGCACUAGCAGUUGCUCAAAUGCUCUCAGGUAUGGCGGCUCUGAAUGGAGGACUUGGCGCCACGGGCUUGACGAAUGGCACGGCGGGCACCAUGGACGCCCUCACCCAGGCCUACUCAGGGAUCCAGCAGUACGCGGCCGCGGCGCUGCCCACGCUGUACAGCCAGAGCCUGCUGCAGCAGCAGAGCGCGGCCGGCAGCCAGAAGGAAGGUCCAGAGGGUGCAAACCUCUUUAUUUACCACCUUCCACAGGAGUUUGGAGACCAGGACAUCCUGCAGAUGUUCAUGCCUUUUGGAAAUGUUAUCUCUGCUAAAGUCUUCAUUGACAAACAGACCAAUCUGAGCAAGUGCUUUGGUUUUGUUAGCUACGACAAUCCCGUGUCUGCGCAAGCUGCUAUCCAGGCUAUGAAUGGCUUUCAGAUUGGCAUGAAACGCUUGAAGGUCCAGCUGAAGCGCUCCAAAAACGACAGCAAACCUUACUGAUCCUAACCCCAGAGGCUCCCUGCUCUUAUUUUAGCUUUCUUAGGACAUCUUCAUGCCCGUUAGUUCACCGUUUGCCUAGCAUGUCCCUGUGGCGUCUCAAAAAAAAGUUUCAUCGUCCCGUCAUUGUUUCUGAUGUCUUUCUGACCUCACAUCAUAUUUGGUUCUCCUACUGACCUUUGAUCUAGUUUGACCUUUGAAAUUUGCAUGUGACCUCAUCUAGCUAUGAAUUCUGGGAAGUCAAUGUGAAAAACAUUGCUGCAUUCAUGCAAGACUGAAAUUUAUUAUUACACAAAUUAAUAAUAGGAAAAAAACCUGUGGCAAAAAUGUUUCUUUUUUUUUUUCUUUUCUUUUCAUAAAACAGACUUGAAAGUAUUAUACAGGGAUUGGCAUUCUUCCCGGUCACUGGUAACAAUAGCAAUAUGUGUCCAGGGACACAGAAUGUUGGUUUCUAACAGACUACUUCCAAAAACAGUUUGAGAAAAAAACUGUCUGAUUUUAAGUCUCUAGAGGUCUGUAAUAGUUUUUACAUUUUUCAGGCAGUGUAAAGUUUUUUGAUAAGGCCAUUUUAGGUGGCUCACUUUCUCAUUAAGAUAUAUAUAUAGAACCACUUUUUGUAGAUUAGUAUAAGAAAAAUAUUUACCCUGUUUUGGGGCAAAUGCUACCUAUUUGUGUCACCUUUUGCUGAACUGACUCACAGUUAGACAAUCCAUGGUUUAAUGCACAUGAAAUUACCUAUAUUUUAUACUGUUUCAAUGUACAGGAGAAAGGUUACUGUAAACUGUGUUACGUUGGUGCUUCUGUGAAUUAAGUUGUGGUUUCAUCAUGAGUCUUAUGGUCUUAAUGUUCUUUGUUGAUAAGACAAGUUUAGAAUUGGUUUACUUAAAACAAAAAAGAAUUUCAAAAAAAAAUUGUUUGCUUACAAAAAAUUUCAUGUGAGGGAAAAAAGAAAACCUAUUCCAGAGUAAGUUUUGUGUUGGCUUGUAAGGCAUUGAUGUCAUUUUUUUUUUUUUUGUGGACUAUUUAGAUGUGUUUGUGUUCAGCAAAAUGUGAUUUUUUUUUUUCUUUUAAAGAAAAAAAGUGAAAAUAUAUAGUGCCAAAUUCCAAAGGUACUUCCUUCCUAGAGCUUCAGUGUGUUUCUUGUGAGAAGUAAUUUGAUAACAUGGGUAUUUUAUUAUGUGUUUUGUAUAAAUCCCUAAUAUUUAAAAAACAAAAAACAAAAAAAAAGAGGUUAAAAAGUUUGUUAACUUGCUAUCCUGUGGUCUUGUUGCCUGAAAUUGUUAUUGUUUGUUAUUUCUCUAUGAUGUUUUUUGUAAGACAUUGUAUAAGUGCCCAUGUCUCACUUUUUUAACCACUCUGAACAUCAAUGCUGUGACGGCAACCUCACAAUGUAUUUUCUUCAUGAUAUAUGGAAACCUCUAAGGUGAGAAAGUUUUGAACUUUUAACCCUUUCUACCCAGCGCUAUCUGGAAUGUUAACUUUUUAUGCUGUCAUCAUUUUCGUUUGUUUUGGGGUGUUUCUAAUUUGGAUUUUUUUUUCCUGCAUAUAUCUUUGAGUUGUUUCUGUCUUUACUACUACUUUAUCCUUUGGUUGAGAGCCAAAAGAAAGGAAAAAAAAUACACUUUAAAAAUAGUUUACUGGAUAAACCUUCUGAGGGGAACAGUAGCUAGUCAAGCACCUAAAUAAACCUUAAAUUCAAUAUGCUUUUGAGAUCAGGUUAGCGGUAUGUUCCAGUUUAGAAUAAUUUCACAUACCUUCCAGUUAAACGGCUUUGUGAUGAUGGGGUAGUCUUUUGAGGGAUUUUUUGGUUUUGUUUCUUACAUAUUCCCAAAUUAAUAUUUCUUAUCAGCCAUUGUGCAGUGGAUACCUCUGAAUAAGCCAGGUGUCUGGAGUUAGAAGUUGACAGUCCUUUUCCCUGCCUUUUUGUUUCUUUUGAAUCGAAUGCAUCUAAAGGGGACUGACCGUCAAAGGCAGACUCAGUUCUUCAUCACAGUUACUGACCAAAUACCUAGCACCCGUUCCUGCUGCCACUUUCUAAAAGCGCCAUAUUUCUUUGACUUUCACUUCAUGUGAGCAGGUCUCUUGCUGUCCUGACAAACCCCAGAGUCAUCCCCACAGUCCCAAAACACACUCCUUUCUGGAAGCUUCUUUGUCUCUCUAAUGGAGCUCAGAAACUGCUGGCUCCAUUUCCUUCCUCCUUUUCCCGCUCACCACCCUGUUUGGUUUAAUAUGUGUGUGGAUGUGAUAGCCCUGGGAUGGAAAGGACUAGCCUCUAAUGAUGCAAAAAAAAAAAAAAAAAAAAAAAAAAAGUUUCCUUCUUAACAGCACAUGCACUUACAAUGAAAUGAUCUGUAUUAUCCUCACACACGUGUUUACUACUGCUGGGGCCUUCCUUCAUCCUUCGAGGGCUAUUUUGUACUUCCUGCAGCAAGCAGCUGAAUAAUAGAGGUUAUCGCACUUGUCUCUCUCUUGUGUAGAUGAUAAUAUGGUGGUACAGAGAUACAUCCAUAAGAACACAAGACAACACCAUU
Messenger RNA from Physeter macrocephalus (sperm whale), 4427 nucleotides. RefSeq names its product CUGBP Elav-like family member 2 (gene CELF2). Lineage: Eukaryota; Metazoa; Chordata; Mammalia; Artiodactyla; Physeteridae. Gene Ontology annotation, cellular component: ribonucleoprotein complex; cytoplasm; nucleus. Gene Ontology annotation, biological process: mRNA splice site recognition; regulation of alternative mRNA splicing, via spliceosome. The transcript is spliced from 14 exons. Gene Ontology annotation, molecular function: mRNA 3'-UTR binding. The record is from RefSeq and is a predicted model, not a curated record. Bases 97 to 1899 code for a protein of 600 amino acids.